This is a messenger RNA of Eremomyces bilateralis CBS 781.70, 1480 nucleotides long. RefSeq lists its product as uncharacterized. Lineage: Eukaryota; Fungi; Ascomycota; Dothideomycetes; Eremomycetales; Eremomycetaceae. The transcript has 2 exons. The coding region runs from base 209 to 1228 and encodes 339 amino acids. The record is from RefSeq and is a predicted model, not a curated record.
CUUCCAACACUUCCAUUUUCUUCUCAUUUUUCAUUUUCUUAUGUGGGGCGUUUAUUCGGGAUGUCCGUAAUGAAUCGUCCACACUCCGUCUUCCUUAUUCCUUCAUGAAUCGUCCUAGAUCCUACGUUUGCAUGCCUCGUGACCGCAUAUCAUUCCAUGGACUCGCUUGGAGUUUUGCAUAACAUACACGACCGGAACGUAGGGCACAAUGAGCUAUCUGUCCGAACUCCUCGGCGAGGGAGCCACUCGGCGAAAGCCCAAGGCACCCGUUGACAGCGAUUCCAAGUCCGCCAAACCCGGUGCAAGCGAAACGGCACGAUCCCUUUCCAGCGGUCUCAAAAUCGAUGCAACCACGACCGGUUCAUCACAAAAACGCAAAGCCGGAAGCCAGCUAAACACCGCCGAUGCCAAAAUCUCAAAGAGAUCCGAGAGUGCAACCCAACCGUAUCUAGGGACUGCGAGGUCCACCGCUGAACCGGGUCCCCCAUCCUUCUCUGCGAGACCAAGUACAAAGCCUCCCACAAUCCCAUCUACCAAAAAUGGCAGCAAAGCCACCUCCGCCGGCUCCAGCUCCCCCCCACGCCCACCCAUGUCACCCGCCCCCGGCCAGCCGCUCAGCCGCUAUCAACAGCUCCUCGCGCGCGGCGCCGCGAUGAAAGCGACCAGCAAGCCCGUCGGCUCGAUUACCCACAAGCAGGCGGAGCGGCUCUCGAAGCGCGAGCGGUUGGCGCUGGAAGCGGAGGCGAAGCAGCGGAAGAAGUCGGGGGGGGUGGUUCCGGAUAGCCGGAGGAAGGGCGCCACGCCAGAUCGGGGGUCUGGCGUGGCUAAGGUCGAGAAGAAGGACUAUGGAUAUAGUGGGACUAUGCGGCCGAAGGCGGUGGAAUCGGAUUAUAAAGGGACGAUGGGCAUGAAGAAAGGCUCGGACAGAGACGUGCCUCGGCGUGGGGUGGGAGGCAAGAGAGCUGAUGCGGGUCCGGGCAUGAAGAAGGGUCGCUACGCCGGCUACACCUUUGAGUCCGAGUCUGACCUGGAGGAUGACCUAGAGGACUCUGGUUUAUCCGACAUGGAGGCUGGUGCGUUCGAGAUGGAGGAAGAAGAAUUCCGGUCACUCCGUGCGGCGAGGAAGGAAGAUGAGGAGGCGUUGAAAGAAGAGGAGGCGCACCAGCGGGAGAAAUUGGAAAGACGGAGGAGACUCGAGGAGCUGGGAGCGAGGCGGCGAGGCAAGUGAGCGAGAUUGGAUACUCGUUUCCUUGGUCAUCAGGAUUAUUCUCGCACGAAUUUUAUGAGCCCCUCAGCGUUCAUGGAUCGUUCGAAUGGCUUGCCUCAUGUGUGAGGUAUCGCAUUGUUAUCGAAGCAAUGGUUGCAUUAUUAGCGUUGCAUUUUAGGCUGUUGCAUAGCGCAUUAGUAUGUACACUGAACAUUCAGAGUGUUUUGACUAGCCCAUAGUCCAUUUCGGCUGUUACACUUCAUCCACGUCUGA